GGGCAGCGCUGCCCGCCGGCGGGAGGGAGGGCGCGAUGGAUCCCAACAGGAUCAUCCAGGCGCUGAAGGGCACCAUAGACCCCAAGCUGCGCGUGGCCGCCGAGAACGAGCUCAACCAGUCCUAUAAGAUCAUCAAUUUUGCUCCAAGUCUGCUGCAAAUUAUAGUAUCCGAUCAAGUUGAAUUUCCAGUGCGUCAAGCAGCUGCCAUUUACCUGAAGAACAUGGUGACACAGUACUGGCCAGACCGUGAGCCACCUCCUGGAGAAGCAGUGUUUCCGUUCAACAUCCAUGAAAAUGAUCGUCAGCAGAUUCGUGAUAACAUUGUGGAAGGAAUAAUUCGUUCUCCUGACUUAGUGAGAGCCCAGCUGACCAUGUGCCUUCGUGCUAUCAUCAAACAUGACUUUCCUGGCCAUUGGACAGCUGUGGUGGACAAGAUAGGCUACUAUCUGCAGUCUCCAAACAGUGGGAGUUGGCUUGGGAGCCUCCUGUGCCUGUAUCAGCUGGUGAAGACUUAUGAAUACAAGAAAGCAGAGGAGCGAGAUCCUCUUAUAGCAGCAAUGCAAAUAUUUUUGCCUCGGAUUCAGCAGCAGAUGAUUCAACUUCUGCCUGAUAACUCCCAUUACUCUGUACUGCUUCAGAAACAGAUCUUAAAAAUCUUCUAUGCUCUUGUUCAGUAUGCACUGCCACUCCAGCUGGUGAAUAACCAGACUAUGACUCAGUGGAUGGAGAUCUUCCGGACUAUCAUCGAUAGAAAUGUACCUCUGGAGACUUUGCAAAUUGAUGAAGAUGAUAGACCAGAGCUGGUGUGGUGGAAGUGCAAGAAGUGGGCAUUGCACAUUGUAGCUCGUCUCUUUGAACGGUAUGGAAGUCCUGGAAAUGUAACUAAAGAAUACUUUGAAUUCUCAGACUUCUUUUUAAAAACCUACGCUGUGGGCAUACAACAGGUUCUAUUAAGAAUCUUAGACCAGUACAGGCAAAAAGACUACGUUGCACCACGUGUUCUUCAGCAAACAUUAAAUUAUCUGAACCAAGGGGUUAUUCACUCUGUGACGUGGAAGCAAAUGAAGCCACACAUACAGAGUAUAACAGAAGAGGUGAUAUUCUCUCUAAUGUGCUACAAAGAUGAGGAUGAAGAGCUCUGGCAAGAGGAUCCCUAUGAAUAUAUCCGCAUGAAAUUUGAUGUAUUUGAGGAUUAUGCAUCCACUACAACAGCAGCACAGAAUCUCCUUUAUACUGCUGCAAAGAAGAGAAAAGAGGUAUUACCAAAAAUGAUGGCAUAUUGCUACCAGAUUCUGACAGAGCCAAACAUUGAUCCAAGGAAGAAAGACGGAGCUUUGCAUGUUAUAGGAUCCCUAGCAGAUAUUUUACUGAAGAAGAGCGUUUUCAAGGAUCAGAUGGAGCUGAUGUUACAGAAUCAUGUGUUUCCCUUGUUCAUGUCAAACCUGGGAUACCUCAGAGCUCGAUCCUGUUGGGUACUUCAUUCAUUCAGUGCUUUGAAAUUUCACAAUGAGUUAAACUUGAGGAAUGCAGUAGAGUUGACAAAGAAGAGCCUGAUUGAAGAUAAGGAAAUGCCUGUCAAAGUAGAAGCAGCCAUAGCCCUUCAGACCUUAAUAAGCAACCAGGAACAAGCUAAGGAAUAUGUGAAGCCUUAUGUGAGGCCAGUUAUGCAGGAGCUCCUGCACAUCGUUAGAGAGACGGAGAAUGAUGAUCUUACCAAUGUAAUCCAGAAGAUGAUCUGUGAGUACAGUCAGGAAGUGGCUACGAUCGCCGUUGACAUGACUCAACACCUGGCUGAAAUAUUUGGUAAAGUACUUCAGAGUGAGGAAUAUGAGGAAGUAGAGGACAAAACAGUUAUGGCCAUGGGCAUCUUGCACACAAUUGACACAAUCCUGACAGUUGUGGAAGAUCACAAGGAGAUCACUCAACAGCUUGAGAGCAUUUGUUUACAGAUCAUUGGCCUUGUUUUGCAGAAACAUGUCAUAGAGUUUUAUGAAGAAAUUCUCUCCUUGGCCUUCAGCUUAACAUGCCAGAUGAUUUCACCUCAGAUGUGGCAGCUUUUAGGUGUUCUGUAUGAGGUUUUCCAACAGGAUUGCUUUGAAUACUUUGCAGAUAUGAUGCCUCUCUUGCAUAAUUAUGUGACCAUUGACACUGAUACUUUACUGUCUAACCCAAAGCAUUUAGAAAUCAUUUACGCCAUGUGUAAAAAGGUACUAACAGGAGAUGCAGGAGAAGAUGCAGAGUGCCAUGCAGCCAAACUCCUGGAAGUGAUUGUUCUUCAGUGCAAAGGACGGGGGAUUGACCAGUGCAUUCCGCUCUUUGUGGAGGCUGUGCUGGAGCGACUCACCAGAGGGGUUAAAACAAGUGAGCUCCGUACCAUGUGUCUUCAAGUUGCCAUAGCUGCACUCUACUACAAUCCUGACCUACUUCUGCAUACCUUGGAGAACAUCAGAUUUCCACACAAUCCUGAGCCCAUCACUGCACAGUUCAUAAACCAGUGGAUGAAUGACACAGACUGUUUUUUUGGACUCCAUGACAGAAAGAUGUGUAUAAUAGGACUAAGCAUCCUAAUGGAAUUGCAGAACCGACCACCUGCAGUGGAUGCUGUGGCUGCCCAGAUUGUUCCUUCGAUCCUCCUCCUCUUCUUGGGCUUAAAACAAGUUUGCGCCUCACGAGAACUCACAGAACAGGAGGAUCAUGCUAAAGAUGAAAAACACGUUGCAGAAGAUAAUGAAGAGAUACCGAGUGAUGAGGAUGAGACAAAUGAAGUGAGCCAAGCGAUGCAAGACAACCAUGGUGGAGAAGGAGGAGGUGGUGGUGGAGGUGGAGAGGAAGAGGAUGAUGAUGAUGAUGAUGAUGAUGACUGGGAUGAAGAUGCAUUGGAAGAGACUGCUCUUGAAGGGUUCAGCACACCUCUUGACCUUGAAAAUGGUGUUGAUGAAUACCAGUUUUUUACACAAGCACUUCUAACGGUGCAGAGCCGGGAUGCAGCCUGGUACCAUUCCCUGACAGCACCACUGAGUGAGGAUCAGAAGAAACAGCUGCAGGAAAUUUAUACAUUAGCAGAACACCGGCGAACUGCUGCAGAGACUAAGACAAUAGAACAACAAAGUGGAUACGCAUUUGACAACAAAGGACUGAUCACAUCAUUUAACUUUGCUGGAAGUAUUCCCGGUGGCAACUGAAGGAUCAGCUACAAAGGUCAAUGGGAAUGGUCUCAUCAUUACAUUUUCUUGAAAUCAUCGUGACUUCUGGGUGAUAGGGGAGGGUAAUUUAAUGCUGCUGAAGGUUUUCUGGAAAUUAGCAGUGUGCUUCCCCCACCAGAAUGUUCUUUCUAACCAGCUACUGUAAUGUACAAAUUUUUGUGGUGUUUUUAUAAUUUGAUGGACUGAAAGGAAAUGUUUGUCCUCAAGGAACCUGACUGACUGGGAGGGGCCAGGCUGCAUCUAAUUGAGUUGCACUUCUCAGGUUUUUGCUGUGCAGAAUUGAUAGAUUCAUAUGGAUAACAGUGCCUUCUGUUGUACAUGGAUUGCCUGAACAAAUGGAUUUUGGAGUGCAUUAUAAUUUUUUAAGUGUAAGGACAUUUCUCGAUACACUGUAAGCCUUGGUUCCAUGUUUUCCAGUCACCUGCUUUUAACUGCUCAGUUUAACUGUUCGUUGGUUUCACACACAUUGCUGGAUUCAGAAUAUUGCAGCAUCUUCCCUAUUUGGUGCAGACCAAAUGUGCAGAGGGAGUUGCAAAGCAUUCACUGGUUACAUGGAAGGGUUGUAACAAAAUUGCAGAUUUUCCCUUGAUGCAGGAGUCUUAAAGUAUUUCUCUUAGCCAUGAGUUCAACUGGCUGGAGGUAAAAUGGCAGACCUGGCAGGUGGCUGCUCUAAAAUCUGCAUCCAUGUUACCUCCUGCCUGGACAAGUGGUGGGGCUGUCACAUGUAGAUGUUCUACAUGACAGCUUCUUAUUUCCACUAUUAUUGAUGAAUAUUGGGUUUUACUUUGGAUUCUAUAAACCUCUUUUCUGAUUUUAUUCAUUCAUUACCAUUCCAGUGGUAUUACAGUGUGGUACAAAAUAUUUGCAAUAUUUUAUUUAUUUUGAUAGAAGAAACACUUCAGAAUUAAGCUUCAAACUUAAUUCUUAUUGCUACACUUCUGUGAUUGUAUUUCUGGUCUGCAUUCCAGAUGGCUGUUCUUGUCCCAUGCUGAAAUUUCUUUUAUCUGACAUAUUUUUUCCCAUAUUUCAAAGACUGCCUCCGCCAGUGGAGGUUUAGAUUAGAUAUUAGAAAAAAAAUUUAUUCUCUGAAAGGGUGGCCAGACAGUGGAACAGGCUGCCCAGGGAAGUGUUGGAAUCAACAUCCCUGGAAGUGUUUAAACAUGUGGAUGUAGCACUUAGCGACACGGUUUAACAGUGAACGCGGCAGUGCUGGGUUAACAGUUGUACCUGAUGAUCUUAGAGGUCUUUUCCAACCUAAACAAUUCUAUAUAACAAGGUGUUUGUGGAUAAGUUCAUUUAGUGAGAAAGUGAUAGCAGUACCAGUUUGAAUAGGUGCCCCUCUUUUAGAUCUAUUGGGAUUGAGGUGGUGUAGCGAAAAUCAAUAGGGGUGCAUUAGAAUGUGAAGUUUGGAUGGGAGAUAAAAUGUUUAGACCAGAUUUUGUUUCUACAUGUUAAUUUCUUUAUGACUUAAAAAUAUUUACCAGGCAAGUUUAAACACAUACCGAUAAUCUGCUUCUUUAUAGCAGUGUCCCAAAUGAAAAGUUUAAAGUCCUUUCCAUACCCCAUGAAGUUUUUCACAACUACAAUAAACGUAACCCUGGGCAGUGCUGAAGCUUUCAUUUUUAUGUGUCAGAGUAAUUCUGGUGGAGUCUGAGCACUCUAUACCUUGGCUUCUGGAAAAGACGAAGUGUAUCUGUGUGUUCCUUCUGGAAUUUUCCUAGCCUGGCAGCUGUGGAGCAGAAGGUUCCUCACUGCUUUCCUUUUUUCUGCACCUUUGUGUCAGACUCAGAUGCUUUUUCUGCUGCUGCUUCUUUUGUUUGUUUGUUUGUUUUCCCAACAUAGCAGCUGCAGAGUAAAGUUGGGCUGGUUCAGGUAGGUUUUUCACUGGUGCUACUCAAUUAAUAGCAACAGUGAAAAUUUCUCACUUUUAGGCCUGUUGUAAAUAGGAAAACUGUGAGAGUUCCAGGGUCUGUAUUUCCAAAAGGGAACAAUCUUUUGAGCUACAUUGACAGGCUCUUUAAAUUCAAGCAGCUGAGGGCCAGGAUUUCCUUUUGAAUGUCAGGCUAUGAAAAUUAGAGGUUAUUUUUGCUAAUUUAGGCUGGGGCUGUAUGGUCUGAGACAGUAAGUAGGAAAGCAUUAUAUCCAGGGUUUUGGGGAGUUUCUCAGAAACCACGGAAGUUUUGAAAUCCUCCAAAAAUUUAAUGGUUUUUGGAAGUUAUGGCCACUGACAACUUCUGUCUUACCUGUCAACUGAAGUUAAGUAUUAGGCAGGUAAACUAUUUAAGCCCUUUGUUAUUUUAUUAAAAGAAACAAGUCUGUUGAGUUGGCUUUUUUCCGAAGCCUGUUUGCCUUCUCUACACUGGCGCACAGAGUAGAAGAGGGAUUUAUUUUUCUUCUGCUAAUGAGGUUGCUUGCACAGUCUCAGGCUAAUAUUCAGGAGUUAAUGUGCUCAAGGAAAAAUCUGCUUUUGCAUAGCAUCAUCUUUGUGUCACUCGGCUGAACUAUGGCUGCUCCCUAGUUCUGCUUCUUGUGUACUUUUCAAAUCGACUGCCAAGAAAAUUUCAUCCAGAUGUUUCUUACAAGGGGUUUAAUCAGCAGCAUGGAGUCGGGAAUCUUUUGUUGUCUCUUUCUCAGUGGGGUCAGAGAUGUCUGAGGGGAUGGCAUGUAAAAAGGUUAAAUGCCCUUCCCUUCCCAGGGGAUUCAUGAGCAAAUGUUUCUGCUGGCAAAAGCAAAUGUUAAUUAUUUUAUUCCUUUUUUUGAAAAGGGUUUUCAUCCAAAAAGAUUUAUUGGUCUCUAGCCUCCACUUUAACAUAUGGUUCUCUUUUAACAUGAUAAAUCUCAGUUUGUACAUGAUCAUAAAUAGGUAAUGGAUUUUAGGGGUUUAUUUCUGAGCUGUGUCCAGCUUUGUACUACAUUAAAGGGAGAGUAACACGAAUAUGCAUUACUGUCUCACUUUCAAGCCAAGGUAAUCAUGGAAUAUCAGAUACCAGCAUUGCCAAUCAAGCGUGAUGUAUUUGCCAUUGAAAGUACAGAGAAUCUUGAAUGUAUUGUAAAAUAAAACAAAGGCUGUGAAAACUGGUGACCUAUGUUGCCCCAUGCCCAUAUUCCCAAAAUAUGAAGGUGACUCGUGGGCACCAUGGUGGCUUUGCAUAGGAAAUGAGCAUUAUGUGGAUGAUAAUCAUAGCAAGUGUUAACUUACAAAAGCUUCUUUUUCAGAUAAAAUUAACUGGUCCCGGGUAUUGAAUUGCAUAUGCUGUUUUGUCACUCUUGAAAGGAAAAUAAGAAUCAUCACAUGUUUUGACUGC
This is a messenger RNA of Empidonax traillii (willow flycatcher), 6508 nucleotides long. RefSeq names its product importin 8 (gene IPO8). The record is from RefSeq and is a predicted model, not a curated record. Gene Ontology annotation, cellular component: nuclear envelope; cytosol. Bases 36 to 3182 code for a protein of 1048 amino acids. Gene Ontology annotation, molecular function: small GTPase binding. Lineage: Eukaryota; Metazoa; Chordata; Aves; Passeriformes; Tyrannidae. The transcript has 25 exons. Gene Ontology annotation, biological process: protein import into nucleus.